Durio zibethinus is the source of this 1240-nucleotide messenger RNA. Its product is annotated as glucan endo-1,3-beta-glucosidase, basic isoform-like. Lineage: Eukaryota; Viridiplantae; Streptophyta; Magnoliopsida; Malvales; Malvaceae. Gene Ontology annotation, biological process: carbohydrate metabolic process. Gene Ontology annotation, molecular function: hydrolase activity, hydrolyzing O-glycosyl compounds. The record is from RefSeq and is a predicted model, not a curated record.
GCCUUCCUUCAAUUCUUCUCUUUUCUUUUGUAUCUUCUCUCUACGUCUCUCAUGGCGAAAUCCUAUUUAGCUGGCAACUUUGGUAUGGCUUCAACAUUGCUGCUGUUUGGCCUUCUAAUGGCAUCCCUCGAUACCUCAAGUGCUCAAAUAGGUGUUUGUUACGGAAUGCUUGGCAACAACUUACCACCAAAGCCAGAAGUUAUAGCUCUCUACAACCAGAGAAACAUCAGCAGAAUGAGACUCUAUGAUCCAGACCAAGCUGCUCUCCAAGCUCUCAGAGGCUCCAACAUUGAGCUGAUGCUAGGGGUUCCAAAUACCGAUCUUCAGCGUGUCGCUGCCAAUCAAGCCAAUGCAAACACUUGGGUCCAGAACAAUGUUCGAAACUAUGGCAACGUUAAAUUCCGCUACAUUGCUGUUGGAAAUGAAGUCAAACCUUCAGAUCCGGUGGCACUAUUUCUAGUCCCUGCCAUGCAAAACAUUCGCAAUGCAAUUGUUGCAGCUGGCCUAGGGAACCAAAUCAAAGUUUCCACAGCAAUCGACACAGGGACGCUGGGAGAAUCUUUUCCUCCAUCAAAGGGGUCUUUUAGGUCUGAAUACAGGCCACUUCUCGAUCCCAUCAUUCGCUUCCUGGUGAACAACCAAGCCCCAUUACUUGUUAACUUGUACCCCUAUUUCAGCUACGAUGGCAACCCGGCUAUCAGCCUGGAUUAUGCUCUGUUCAGAUCUCAAAAUCCUGUCGUCUCAGAUCCUCCCUUGCAAUACCAUAACCAUUUUGAUGCCAUCUUGGAUGCUGUUUACGCUGCCCUGGAGAAGGCUGGUGGCGCUUCUAUGGAGAUUGUUGUGUCGGAGAGUGGAUGGCCAUCCGCUGGAGGUGGGGCACAGGCGGCAGCCAAUAUUGAUAAUGCAAGAACUUAUAACCAGAAUUUGAUCCAGCAUGUGAAAGGAGGUACUCCAAAGAAGCCUGGAAAGCCUAUAGAAACUUAUAUUUUUGCCAUGUUUGAUGAGAAUAAAAAACAGGGCGACGAAAUUGAAAGACAGUGGGGACUGUUUCUUCCAAAUAAGCAGCCUAAAUACCCAAUCAAUUUUAACUAAAUAGAGCUGCUGAUCAAAAUCUGUAAGAAAAGGGCAUUUCAGCCAUGCUAUAUUAUAUUUAGCGAAAUAAGAGCAUAGUGCUUAUCCCUGCUUAAGGGAGAGCAAAAUAAGCGUGUACCAGCUGCUAGAAAAUAUUCAAAAUAAUAAA